Molecule: messenger RNA, 1905 nt
Organism: Paramuricea clavata
Lineage: Eukaryota; Metazoa; Cnidaria; Anthozoa; Malacalcyonacea; Plexauridae
Source: the annotation of a GenBank genome assembly
AUGAUAUUAGGUGAACAAAGACGUCGCAGAUUUCGUCCCGGAACACGAGCGUUGAUGGAAAUACGUCAUUUACAGAAAACAACCCAUUUGCUAAUACGAAAGAUGCCGUUUGUCCGCGUAGUAAGUUUAAACUCGACAAUACUUGAUGCUUUUGCCAUGAGAUGUUUAUUGAAAACUGCUUUGAUUUCAUGUAAAACAAUGUUAACUUGCCGUUAGAGCUGUCUAAAUUUAUUUCAAUAUUUGUAUUAGGUCAGAGAGUUGGCAAGAAAAUAUGCAACAGGACCUGUAGAAUUAAGAUGGCAGGUCCCUGCUCUUGAAUGUAUGCAAGAGGUGUGUAUAUAUCAUUACCAGAAUCAACAGCCCUCGAAAAUCGGAAAUCUGACCUAGGUUACCUAGGUUGGCAUGUCUUGGCAUUUUUUAAAAAUCUAUUUCCAUGUCGAUCUUGGAGCACUAUUAAUCACGCAUUUACGAAUCAUUGAAAUCGGAAUAUAACUGGAAUGUUACCUCCAGCCAGAAAAUUCAAAAGUUGAAGCCAAUUUUAUCUCCAGAUGCGCGAAAUUUGAUCUUUGAACAGACAUUGGUGGGUUCCUGCAAAAGGGGAUCGCGUAACAUAAAUGUCAUCAGUCCCACGACUGGAUGACUUAAAGUUGUCACAAUCCUGUUUUAAUGUUUUCGAAUCGAAUUCUAUAUUCGAAUUCUAUAAUUCUAUAAUCGGAUUCUAUAAUCGCUGACUUUUUAACAGCUACAAAAGUUUGCCGACCUGGGAGGUUGAUAGGUCGGCAUUUAGGUUGGAAUUUCCGAAUGCCGACCUCGUUUUCAAGGGCUGAAUUAAUGGUUUAUGACAAAUCAUCAUAUGCAAGUUAAAGCAAUUUUGUAUGCCAAAAAAUUGGCAGCGUACAAUUUCAUGGAAAUAUUUGUAGGGCAACUUUUUAGUCAGUAUUAAACACCCGGAAUCCCUUGCCAGAUUGCAAAAAAAGCCCAAAAAAACUAAACCAGCCAAAAUAACUUUCAUUGCAAAACAAAGCUAAAAUGGAAUAAUUGUAAGUCAAAAUUAAAAUUUGUAGGUCAAAUAUUUUUACAGUAAUUCACAAUUAUUUUCUACAAUUUUUUAAAAUUCAUUACUAACAGUAAUUCACAAAAAAUUCUUACAGUAAUUCACACCCUGCCAUAUAGUGCCCAUACCAUACUUAUUACCAUAUAUACACUCCUAAAGUAUAUUUUGUUUUUUCUCUUUUUAGGCUGCAGAGGCAUUUUUGGUUCGACUUUUUGAAGAUGCGUACCAUUCACUGGGGCUUUAUUUGUGUAUGGGAGGGAGGGGCAGAAAAGUGCUCACCCCCCCUCUUUCACCAUAUUUUAGUUUGUGGUCCGACUCCUUAUAACCUCACUGACACUAUUUUGUUUGUGGCUACUAAUGUAAGGCAUGCACAAAUAUUCAGGGCAGCAUGUCUUCGUCAAUAUUCAGAGACAAUUGUCUUUAGUUUUAGUCGUUUAAUUAAUUUGUCAUCUGUCGUUCCAUUUUUUGUAACAGAUUUAAAUGACUGUAUUUUGUUCGUGUGUUUUUUUUCUUUUCCGUUUCGUUUCAAACAGGAAUCUAUGUGCUAUCCAUGCGAAACGUGUCACCAUCAUGCCGAAGGACAUCCACUUGGCCCGAAGAAUCCGCGGAAGAUCCGAUGCUGGCUGUCCGUGAACGAUAUGUAAAUUAUGUAAAUGAUUAUCUUAUACUUACUAAUUAUUUUAAUUCAUUGUAGAGGCUUACAUAUAGGCAUGACAUUUUAACACCUAAGAUUUAAAGGGGCGGUCAAGUCCGUUUUGCGCAUGCGCGGAAUACUGUACAUUAUAUAGAUAGAUAAUUCAAUUGUAAGGGGUUUUGUACAAUGGAAUUUUAGUUACAUUUGUACAAAGUUA